CAGCAAUUUCGCGUAUCACCGCCUCUCUCUCUCUCUCUCAAACCCAGCAGCAAAUUGAGCCGAAAGUUUCUGUCUUAGCUAAUCAAACUCACUUCGUGUCCUGAUGGGAUUGUGAUUCGUACUUCAUCUACAAGCCUUCAACUUGGAUUAUUCGAGUACUGUUGCAAGCUUCGAUUCACUGCCAAAUUAUCGCACACAGAGACGGAAUGGGAAAGAAGAAAUCCACCGGUACUGAAAAUGUGGGAUCUGGAAAACAAAAAGCCACAUGGCCCGAUGAGGUAGUAGCUAUAUUUUGUGAUAUAGCUGCUAAGGAAGUGGCCAAGGGAAACAGACCUGGUACACAUUUUGAUAAAAAGGGAUGGUCAAAUGUUGUCAUGGCCUUUAAGGAGUUAACCGGAAAGGAUUACGAUAAAAGCCAACUGAAAAAUAAGUGGGAUUCACUUAAAACUGAUUGGAAAUUGUGGAGUUCACUUUUGCAUAAGGAAACUGGUAUUGGAUGGGAUCCGGCUAGGAAAACUGUCGACGCACCUGCUGAAUGGUGGGAAUCCAAAAUUCAGAUCAAUCCAGAGUAUCGCAAGUUUCGGGACGUGGGAAUUAGUCCUGAAAUGAUGGCUGUUUAUGACAACAUGUUCAGGGGUAGCACAGCCCUAGGUCACUUUGUCAUGAUUCCCUCGGCUACUAUAGAUAUUGAAAAGGUUGUGGAGGAUUCAGAGCAUAAUUUAAUUUCUGGAGAUGAUGAAGAGGAUUCUGACCAAGAUAAUGAACGUAGAGGCAAAAAGAGAACAAAUUUGGAGCGCCAAACAGAGGCUGAUAAAGAAAAAAAAAGGAAAAAGAGUUAUGGGAGGGCCAAAGGAGAAGAAAGAAAAGGUGGGAGGUGCGGCGAAAUUGUCUAAACAAAUCGAUCGUCUUGUUGAUGUAGUCGAGAGUAGGAGUACAGCCACAUCUGUACGUGAUAAUGGUACCUCACCAGGAACUAGUAUUCAAGAGGUGAUGAGAGUUGUUGCAACAUUACCAGGAGCAGAAACCGGUACUAAACUAUGGUGGUUUGCAACGGAUUUGUUCUGCUCUCAGGAGAAGCGAGAGAUGUUUUCUAUUAUGACAGAUGCUGAUCUCAAGCUCCAGUUUCUGAUUCUUAAUCAGAAAAAAGCUGAAAAUUAAGUAGGCUGAUCCUACUUUGUAACAUGAUGCGUGUUGCUUGUCGUUUACACCUUAGCUGAGCUCUUUUCUAUUUUUGUGAUUUUCCGGGUUUGAAAGAUUGAUUGUUGUUCAUUGUUAAUGCUAUAUUAUUUUACUAAGAUGAAACUGAAUUUGAUGCAUCUUUUUAUUAAAACUGAUGGUUGUUUGGUUC
Rosa chinensis is the source of this 1348-nucleotide messenger RNA. RefSeq lists its product as uncharacterized. The coding region runs from base 207 to 893 and encodes 228 amino acids. The transcript is spliced from 5 exons. The record is from RefSeq and is a predicted model, not a curated record. NCBI's taxonomy places the organism in Eukaryota, Viridiplantae, Streptophyta, Magnoliopsida, Rosales, Rosaceae.